Messenger RNA from Tinamus guttatus (white-throated tinamou), 1362 nucleotides. The record is from RefSeq and is a predicted model, not a curated record. Lineage: Eukaryota; Metazoa; Chordata; Aves; Tinamiformes; Tinamidae.
AUGAUGAUCACUGAACGCAGAGAGCAGCAACAACCCUGCUCUGAGGAGCCCGGGGAGCCCCGGGGUAACGGGGUAGAUCUGGAGCUGCACAGGAGGCAGCUGCUGCCUCCAGAAGGGCCCCGCUCGCUCCCUGCGCGCACAGGGAGGGGACGCAGCCACCAGAGCACGGAGGGGCACCCGCGGGGCGGCUGGCAACCCCCCUGGGACCCAUCUGUGUCCUUAAACGGUGCCGCGGCGUCGUAUCCCGCAUCCUCCGCGCUCUGCCCCCGCAUUAAGCCAGCCCAGGGCUUCAGUGAGAAGUUUGAAGCACAGCUUGUGUUUAAUGUCUUCUUGUUUAGUCGCCCCAAAUCCGUGGAUGAAGUUGCUUUCCAGGAUGAGGUUGUUGCUGUGCUCAAGAAGUCCUUGGAAGGUGCUGAUCUCCCGAAUCUGUUGUUUUAUGGCCCACCUGGAACUGGAAAGACUUCCACGAUUCUAGCAGCAGCUAGAGAGCUCUUUGGGCCUGAAUUAUUCCGGCAAAGAGUCCUCGAGCUGAAUGCUUCUGAUGAGCGUGGAAUACAAGUGAUUCGGGAAAAAGUGAAGGCUUUUGCCCAGCUAACUGCAUCUGGAACCCGGGCAGAUGGUAAAGUUUGUCCUCCUUUUAAAAUUGUGAUUCUGGAUGAAGCAGACUCUAUGACUUCAGCAGCCCAGGCAGCCCUAAGACGCACAAUGGAAAAAGAAUCUAAAACAACACGUUUCUGCCUUAUAUGUAACUACAUCAGCAGAAUAAUUGAACCUUUAACAUCUCGAUGUUCCAAAUUCCGCUUCAAACCUCUGUCAGACAAAAUCCAGCAGCAGAGAGUCAUGGAUGUUGCUGAGAAAGAACAUGUGAAAAUCAGUGGUGAGGCAGUAUCUUACCUUGUUAAAGUAUCAGAAGGAGACUUAAGAAAAGCAAUUACUUUUCUUCAAAGUGCAACUCGCCUAAUGGGCGGGAAAGAGAUCACAGAGAAGAUAGUCACUGAAAUUGCUGGGGUUAUCCCCAAAGAAACUAUUGAUGGAGUGAUACUGGCUUGUAAGAGUUUUUCAUUCGAAAAACUGGAAAGAAUGGCAAAGAACCUGAUAAAUGAAGGUUAUGCUGUUGCUCAGCUUGUAAACCAGCUUCAUGAUAUUGUUGUUGAGAGCGAGGAUUUCUCCGACAAGCAGAAAUCCGCUAUAGCUGAGAAACUUGCGGUAAGACUGUAUCUUGGGUUCUUAGAAAUAAUCUUCAUUAAUCUUUAUUGGUCAAUCUCUGACGUGGACAAGUGCCUGGCUGAUGGAGCUGACGAGUACCUGCAGCUCAUGAGCCUCUGUGCCCUGGUGAUGCAGCAGCUCAGCCAGGGCAGCUAG